AUGCAUCCAUCCGCCCGGAGGAAAAAUCGUGCAAUGCUUGAAGUGCGUUCCAUGCGUUCCAUGGGCCUCCCCAGUCAACCCAAGAACAGGCUCAAGUGUUUCUUAGUUUUGAGCAAAGAGAUUUUCCAGUACUCGAAACAGGUCAAGGUGUGUAAAUCAGCGGCAAAUGUUGUACAAGCAAUGGAGGCCAUGACGCGGUUUAUGCUGUAUGGAUCGUCAAGAGCAGUCCGGCAUGAUCCACCUGCGGAGUAA
Molecule: messenger RNA, 252 nt
Organism: Penicillium oxalicum
Lineage: Eukaryota; Fungi; Ascomycota; Eurotiomycetes; Eurotiales; Aspergillaceae
Exons: 1
Coding region: 1-252 (83 amino acids)
Source: RefSeq, a predicted model, not a curated record